AUGACUGUAUCACCUCCUGCUCCAUUCGUACGACCCCUCCUGACGAUCGAGCCUGGCUUUGUGGCAACGCGGCGAACUGAACCCGCACAAGGAAUCACGACGCUGUACCAGCUGCUGCAGGCUUCCGCAAAGAACAACCCUCAACACAUUUACGCCAUUCAAUUCUCCCACAACAAUAAACUUCAAGAUGCAGUACAAAUCACGCAUUCAGACCUGCUUUGCGCAGUCGACACCUGUGCCGAGUGGUUGGUGACUAGGCAGAUAGCCCAGCGUUCACGAAUGAGAUCCGACGACCCACAUCAGGUGCAGCGCGGUAGGCCCGUUGCCAUAUUCCUCGGUAGCGAUCUCAACAUCAUGGUGUACAUACUCGCUCUCGUCAAACUCGGAAAUCCAUUUCUCCUCCUGUCAGCAAGGCUUUCCGGAGAGGCCGUCGAGCAUCUGCUCAAGGGAGCUGAUGCUGGCUUUGUAUUGACUGCCGAGCAAGUGUGGGCUAAUGCGGGCCUUUCUGCGAGCCAUGGUAGCCUUAUCAGCGAUCUGGACACUCUUACGCAUCCUCAUUCGAAAGACACGCGCUGCCUUCCGAUACCGGCGCCUUCGCUCAUAUCGUGGCUUGAUAGAGAGAAGUGGGCAAUGCCAACGAGGCCUAGUCAAGACUCUCUGGAAGGAGAGGAGGUUGAUCCAAACGACUGUAGCGUUGUCCUCUUUCAUUCAACCGGCUCCACCGGCUUGCCCAAGCUGAUUCCACACUGCCACAGAUAUCUGCUUGGAUACGCGAGCUGCCACGAGCUUUCAUCCAACCUGGGUGUCGAGCGCGACGUGACCCUGUCGACCCUGCCUCUCUACCAUGGCUUUGGUCUGCUUGCCGUCUGCCUAUCGCUCUCGAUCGGAAUGCCGAUUGCCCUUCCGGCCGCAACUACGAUCCCAAGCGGAGUUUCAGUGGCUCAAAUGCUGGCUGAAUGCCGUGCUGCGAGGCUUUUCACUGUGCCAUCCAUCCUGGGUGAAGUACGUGGUCUUGAGUGGCCCGCGGAUGAUCCUCACUUGUCAAUCGCACCUGACAACGAGCCCGGCAAGUCGAGCGGACUGAAGCUGCUUCAAGGCCUCAAGCUCGUCGUUGUGGGAGGUGCGCCCAUGCGAACUGAGCUGACAGAAUUCCUUGUCGAGCACGGUGUUGAGCUCUUGAACCACUUUGGCGUCACCGAGAUCGGAGCGCUCGCCCCCAUCGUUCACCCGGGACCUGAGCUUAAAUACGACCCCAAGUACCUUCUUAUCCGUCGUGACAUUCCUCUACGCUUUCGACGAGAGCGGAUCCAGAAUUCGUCGGACGAGAGCCACCUGCAGAUCGGGACUCGGCCGUUUGGAUGGACGAAGGAUUUCUGGCUCCAGGAUUCGCUGGAAUACAAUCCCAACGCUGGAGGUAAUCGGGCGCAAGUACGCAUCGAGGGCCGUAUCGACGACAUUAUCGUUCUAGCUACUGGCGAAAAGGUGAACCCUAUGGGAAUCGAGUCUGCCAUCCGACAGCAUCCUGCUGUCAGCGAUGUGGUCGCCUUUGGCACCAACCGCUUCCAGAUCGGUCUUUUGGUGGAGAUGCGUUUUGAGCAAGUCACGCCGCCUUCGAGUGAUUCUCCGGAUCCAGAGUCUCGGAAAUGCUCUGCGGAGAUCCUAGACAUCCUACAAAAUGCUAACAGCGCUGCUGACGCCCACGCACAGGUCGAUCCGGGCUUGGUACUAUUCACUGACCCUGUGGCGAAAGCGUUGCCACGUACGUUCAAGGGCAACGCCCAACGCGCGAGAUGUGAAGCAGAAUUUGCGCUCGAGAUUGAAAAGGCAUAUGACAGCCUACAGUCAGUCACGGUACAAAGGUCAGCAAAUUCACAGGAAGGGACGCACUUCGAAGUCUCCAAGGGAGAAGAGCAUCUACGCAAACAGAUCGCCGAAUUCGUGCAGGAGCAACUGCCUUCGUGUCGCACUAUGGGCUACUCGGACUUGCUCGAACGUGACUUCUUCGAGCUCGGUAUGGACUCAUACAGGGCAGUCAAGCUCGAGCGAAGGCUGAAGCAGUCAUUCCCUACGACAGGCGCUUCUUUGAUCAUGCCAAGCGGCAUCGUCUACCGCUUUCCUACCGUAGCAAAGUUGGCAGAAGCGGUGUUAUCCUACAAGCGACAGUCAGGACUAGAGACAAAUGGUGUCAUCCAGCUAGCGCAAUGCCAGGAGCAAAGGCUCAAUGGCAGCAUAGAUCAAGCUUGGAGAGCAUUUGAAGAAGAGAAGAUCCACUUGGAAGAAGUCUCUGCUAUGUCUUACGAUAGUCCUUGGAAGCUUGAUGACAACUCUUGUGGUCGUAUCCUCGUUCUCACUGGCUCGACCGGAUCACUUGGACGACACUUGCUUAAGACAUAUCUGCGAGAGCAGCCCAGCCUGGCUCAAGCGUUUUCUAAGAUAGUCUGUCUUGUCCGACCUAAGUCAGGCGGAAUGGAGAAAGAACAUCUUAUCGACUGCCUCCGACUUGCAGGAGUAGUUUGGAUGCCUGAAGACGAACGCAAGGUCACGAUAUGGCCAUGCGAGCUAUCCAGACCAAGACUGGGCCUCACAGCUGCAAGGUACGCUGCUCUCACCCGCAAUGCGCUCACGAUCCUUCACUGUGCUUGGCCCAUGGACUUUCUCCGUCCAUUGGAGUCUUUGCAGCCGCACGUCAGCGCUCUGGGCCGACUAGCCUCUCUUGGCCAGUUUGCUGGAGCGAGCUCUCAAGGGCAGCGAUCAAGCCUCCUAUUUGCUUCAUCCAUCUCUGUCGUCGCACACUGGAAGGCACGGGAUCAAAAGACGCUUGGCACCGUCGUUCCAGAAGAACGGAUGGCAGAUUUGUCUUCGACAGCUUGUCUGGGAUAUGCUCAUGCAAAGCUUGCUUGCGAGCAUCUACUCGAGAAGCUCGAUGCACACCUGAAAGCGUCAGGAUCCAGCUGCCUAGACAGUGUUGUCGUCCGUAUCGGUCAGCUCAGCGGACCCGAGUGUACAGGCGAGUGGACCACGGCCGAACACAUGGCGAUGAUAGCACAGUCGUCCAACACGAUUCGAGCGCUUCCAAGGCUCACAGGGGAAGCGUCAUGGAUACCAGUUGAUCGAGCAGCAAAGGCCAUGGUCGAGCUAGCCAACGUCAGUCAUGGCAGUCGCGAAUCCACCAAUGCAACAUCGACACCAACUCGACGAUCGUGGGCUGACAUUCUCAAGAUUUUUGCUCGGAAUAUGAACCUCAGCAGCGCCGACACACUCGAGUGGGAAGCAUGGCUCGCCUCAGUUCAAAAGCUCGGCAAUCAGAUCGACGACAGUGUUCCGCAGACGCCAGUAGACGCAAAUCCGUGCAUCAAGAUCCUUGAUUUCUUGCAACAAGACUUCUUGCGGCUAGGUACUGGCGGGGUGGUGCUCGAUCUGGCCAAAGCCAGGUCCUAUUCACGCACUCUCAGGAGCUCCCAAGCAAUCAGCGAUGAGCUCAUCCAGCUCUAUCUCGAUGGUUGGAAAGGACAGGGCUGGCUUCGAUCUCCGAUGCGCCGGACUAGCGCCUGA
Mycosarcoma maydis (corn smut) is the source of this 3552-nucleotide messenger RNA. RefSeq lists its product as uncharacterized. The coding region runs from base 1 to 3552 and encodes 1183 amino acids. NCBI's taxonomy places the organism in Eukaryota, Fungi, Basidiomycota, Ustilaginomycetes, Ustilaginales. The record is from RefSeq and is a predicted model, not a curated record. Gene Ontology annotation, molecular function: phosphopantetheine binding. The transcript has 3 exons.